AUGACGCUGUAUGCUAAAAGCUCACUUAUUGCGCAAAUGACGUGCUCCCAGCUUGCUACUCAGCGCAUGUCAUCAUUAAAUAGGCGGAAAAACUCUAACUUCGGAAAGCCUCAAUUUACCACAAGAAGAUACAGAAGCUCUGUCCGAGUUCAAGCUGAACUAGAUGAGCCUAUAAUCAGGAUUGGUACGCGAGGAUCUCCUCUCGCGCUUGCUCAAGCAUAUAUGACCCGUGACUUGCUCGCUAAACAAUUUCCGGAGCUUGCAGAAGAAGGAGCUUUGGAAAUCGCGAUCAUCAAGACAACGGGUGAUAAAGUCCUGGAUAAACCUCUUGCUGAUAUAGGCGGUAAAGGUCUUUUUACUCGUGAACUUGAUGACGCGCUGUUAGAUGGGCGUGUUAACAUAGCGGUACAUUCAAUGAAAGAUGUCCCGACUUAUCUUCCAGAGGGAACGAUCUUACCAUGUAUGCUUCCGCGAGAGGAUGUUAGGGAUGCGUUCAUAUGUCUCAAAUAUGAUUCUUUAUCUGCCCUUCCUACAGGAGCUCUCGUUGGAACUGCAAGUCUCAGACGUCAGUCGCAACUGCUUUGGAAGUAUCCCGAGCUUAAAUGUGUGAAUUUCCGCGGUAAUGUGCAAAGCAGAAUACGCAAACUAAAAGAGGAGGUGGUUGACUGCACCUUACUGGCUUUGGCAGGUUUGAAGCGAAUGGAUCUUACUGAACAUGCAACAAAAAUUUUGGACUUCGAAGAUAUGCUUCCUGCUGUUGCCCAGGGAGCGAUUGGAAUCGCUUGUCGCACGAACGAUGAUAAGAUGCAAGAAUAUCUUUCGAAGUUAAAUCACGAAGAGACUCGCUUAGCUGUGGAAUGUGAGCGUAACUUUUUACGCGCUUUAGAUGGUUCAUGUCGUACUCCUAUUGCUGCAAAUGCGCGCAUGGUGAAUGGACACUUAGUGUUUGAUGGUCUUAUUGCUUCAUUAGACGGUACAGAAAUUUUACGAACAUCCAGGGAAGGAUCUUGGAGCGCUGAUGAUGUGCUUGCAGCUGGAACUGACGCUGGUGAUGAGUUGAAGGCAAAAGCACCAAAAGAUUUCUUUGCGAACGUCCCAGAAAUGCAGGGUACGAGUGCAUGGUCAUCUUAA
Messenger RNA from Bathycoccus prasinos, 1131 nucleotides. RefSeq names its product porphobilinogen deaminase. Gene Ontology annotation, molecular function: hydroxymethylbilane synthase activity. The record is from RefSeq and is a predicted model, not a curated record. NCBI's taxonomy places the organism in Eukaryota, Viridiplantae, Chlorophyta, Mamiellophyceae, Mamiellales, Bathycoccaceae. Gene Ontology annotation, biological process: heme biosynthetic process. The coding region runs from base 1 to 1131 and encodes 376 amino acids. The transcript has a single exon. Gene Ontology annotation, cellular component: cytoplasm.